Molecule: messenger RNA, 546 nt
Organism: Saxophila tyrrhenica
Lineage: Eukaryota; Fungi; Ascomycota; Dothideomycetes; Mycosphaerellales; Extremaceae
Exons: 3
Coding region: 1-546 (181 amino acids)
Source: RefSeq, a predicted model, not a curated record
AUGGCUCCGCCUAGAGCGCCACUCGCGCAGAGUGAGUCGAAAGCACGCUUUUUUGAGAGACUAGGUCUGGACGAACGGAAUGAACAGCAUCGUCGGUUAUAUGCAAUGAUGAAGGAAGAAGCAGUCGAAGGCCGUCGAAGAAUAGCAGCCACUCCUGCGUCGCUGGCACCACAGUUUCAAAACGACCCAACGGUGGAGCCUCCAUACAGCAGCUCUCAGAUCAGUGAGACCGCGAUUCAUCGAGAGAUCUUGCAAAUCUAUGCCCGUGCGCGACGCGAAACGAGACCCAUCUACGACCUUGGGAGAGACACCGCCGGCAUCGAAGAAGAGAAUUGGGUUAUCAGGUGGAUGCUGUGGCAUGUGUUUCGUUAUCGCGACAAUCGCAACAAGAACCGACGGACCGCUUCACCAGGAGACGAGCCUGAUUCCAGUGGUAACAUGAGUCCGGACGGUGGUUCGGGUAGUGCUGGAAGCAGUCAAACUCCCACUACGACUCAGGCAGCCCCGGGUCCAUCACGGUACUACGAUCCAGUCCGAGACACAUAA